Nothobranchius furzeri (turquoise killifish) is the source of this 2256-nucleotide messenger RNA. RefSeq names its product transmembrane protein 88 a (gene tmem88a). Lineage: Eukaryota; Metazoa; Chordata; Actinopteri; Cyprinodontiformes; Nothobranchiidae. The record is from RefSeq and is a predicted model, not a curated record.
CUUUACUUGACACAGUCCAGCCUGCUGCUUUCAUUGCAUUUGUAUUUGAGGCAACACAGGAUACGAGCUCACAGGCUCAAUCCUAUCUCGAGCUGGAGUCGCAGUGAGGAAACGGAAUGUCAGGGAAGGAAGUGCUGAAGGUGGUGGGAAAGCACAACUCGAUCCAUGUCUUCAGAGCAGUUGUCUAACCCACUUCUCUUACACUUAGGCAGAAGUUUAGAAUUGUAAAACCUGGAAAAAGGAACUAAAAGCAUCCCUGGAUAGCGCCUUUGAGAUCUGGACGUUCAGACGGUGAAAGCAUUGAUCAAGAGGAAAUAUCUGCUGUACUUUUUGGCGACUACUGUACACCGUUGAACUGCAAGAGUGCUGAUAAUCAGGGGUUACCCCUCGAAUAAGAAGAGACAAUGAGUCUUUCACAGAGUGGGACGCUGGAGAAGAAGCUGUCUGAACAAGCCCACUCAGAAGCACGCUCCCCCUCCAGAGCAGGGUCAGGGGUCGUGGUGCCGCCUCCUUACUCCAUGGGUGGCAGCGAGGCAGUGGAGCCCCCACUGGAGCUGAGAGGCUCUCUGGACUGCUGGGCUUGCUCUGUGCUGGUCACUGCACAGAAUUUGGUCAUCGCUUUGAUCAACGGUGGGCUGGCAAGCAUCGUGUUUGGUGUCAUCCUCACCCCCGCUCUAGCCAUGAUCAUAUUUGGCUUCCUCUGCCAUUCCACAGUGCAGCCCCAUGGAACAUCUGUUUACUGCUCCGAUGUGCUAGACGACACCGGUUGUGUGGCUCUGCUGGUGGUGGGGUUCCUGCUUCUGACCCCUCUGCUGGUCCUGGCACUCGCUGCCUACUGUCGCUUGGUGCGACACCUCCAGCUGGGCCUCUGUUUUAUUCCCUAUAGCCGUGCUGUCUACAAGAACCUGCCUACUUCUCAGCAGCGAGUGCCCAGCUCAGCAAGCUGCUGCAGCCAGCCGAAGGUGAAGGAGCAUGAGGAGAAGGGAAGCGUUUGGGUGUAGGAGUCUAUGGUUUGAUAUGUAGUGCAGCUUUUUGUUUCAAGCAAACCAGUUAUAGAAUGCUCAAUGAAAACAUAUUUGUCAAUGUCCAAUGCGUUUUCUUACCUUUAUUGAUUGUUUUGAAUUAUUGAAUUGCAGUUGUUUGUAUCGUGUCACUGUGGCUUAUUUGUUACAGUUUCUGUUUAUAAAAAGUGUUUUAUACCUAUUUUUGACAAUAAAGUAGCAAUUUACAUACAUAUUUGUGUUUACACUGAAAGUGAGCAUGAAGGCCUACAGAGACCUUUUAUUGGACAAAGGUAUUUUUAUUAAAUCUGUUUAAGAUCACAUAGUCUAAAUGUUCAAUCCCCGCCUGGUUCAAUAGUCAUUUUGUUUAAACUGGACAUCCUGAAUCUGCUAAAAACCUGGAAGCUCACUUAGAUUUUUCUUAAUAAAACUUACAUAUACGAUGAAAUAUUGGGGUGAAAUACUACAGAUAUGAUAAAACACAAUAUCAUGCUUUUAGAUAUGACAUAUUCCCACAUAAUAUAAAACACACCUCAAACACGACUCCCAGUUUAAUCUAUUUUGAGACCUUAUGUCAUAUGCAUUAUAAUAAGCCUGCAGAUGUUCAGUUCCAGAAUUCACUGGGACUCGAUUACCUGCCUCAGGUAUACUCGCAGGCAUAAAAAAGAUCAGAAAUAAAAAAUGAACCCUUAUGACACGUACACAACAUGGUGGUCAUGUUGACAUGAUUUUCUUUGUCUAUGGCUCUAUUACUUCAUCUAUAAUCAUGAUCCACAUUCUACAUAUAAUAUCUACAUACAUUAUCUAGAAUCAUUUUAGAGUUUUUUUCCCAGUGUUUCAAGAAAGAAUGUGUAUCUACAAUUGGAGUUUCACUGAUUUCUAAUAGUUUUCUUAUUCUGAAGUAAAAUAGUUUAAUUUGAAAUAAUCAGAGAAAGGAAGACACAAGAAAUAUAUUUAUUGGUAUAUAAAAAAUAAAAUAAAAGUCAUUCAUGGGUGUUCCAAUAUCUAAAUAUUGUAUCUUAUAGAAAUAGGUAAAACUUUUAAUUUAAUAUUUGUCAAAUAAAAAAAAUUAUAACAAUUUUAACUGUAACUGGGUAAUACAUUUUAGUCCUAAAUUAUAACACCUUUGUAAUGAUCAAACUUUGUUCAGAAAACCAUGUAUUAUGUGAAUAUAAUAGUGUUUAAAUAUCCAGCUGCUGUUUGUAUUAUCAUUUAAAUUCAUCCUAUGAAGGGAAAAUAAAAGUAAUAACAAUUA